Molecule: messenger RNA, 1362 nt
Organism: Debaryomyces tyrocola
Lineage: Eukaryota; Fungi; Ascomycota; Pichiomycetes; Serinales; Debaryomycetaceae
Source: the annotation of a GenBank genome assembly
AUGAUUGGAUACUGUGGAACUGGAUACAAUGGUAUGCAGAUCCAAAACAAUCUUGAUGCUAAGACUAUUGAAGGGGAUUUAUUUCAAGCGUUUGUAAAGGCCGGUGCGAUCUCUCCAGAAAAUGCGGACGAUUUAAAGAAGAAUGGGUUUAUGAGAGCUGCCAGAACUGAUAAAGGGGUUCAUGCUGCAGGUAAUGUCAUUUCAUGUAAAUUAAUUAUCGAAGACGAAGAUAUUUUAGAGAAGAUCAACAAGGAAUUACCUGACCAAAUUAGAGUUUGGGGUAUCGAAAGAACCAACAAAUCGUUUGAUUGUCGUAAAAUGUGUUCUUCAAGAGUAUACGAGUAUUUAUUACCUACUUACAGUUUCUUACCACCAAAGCCUAAAACUGUUUUAUCCGAAUUGGUUAAAAAAGGUAAGGCUGACCAUCCAGGAAUAGUUAGAGAUGACCCUGAGGGUGACAAAUGGUGGGCUGAAACCUCUCAAGCUAUUUUAGACAGUGGAAUUUCCCAAGAUGAUGUCAAUAAGGCACAGUCUAUCUUGGAAGCUACUAACAGUGUUGAUGAUGGAAAUUCUGAAAUUAACAAGGAAGAUACUAAGUUAUACAACGAGAACGGUGAAAUAACCGAGACCGGAAGAUUGAUUAAAUCGAUCAAGCAAAUCGAAAACAAGAGAAGAAGGUCCUAUAAUGUGUCUAAAGAGAGGUUGGAAUUAUUCCGUGAAGCCAUGAAACAAUAUGAAGGUUCUCAUAAUUUCCAUAAUUUCACUCUAGGUAAGUUAUAUAAGGAUCCUUCUGCAAGAAGAUAUAUGAAAUUAACAACUGUAUCUGAUCCGUUUGUUAUUGAAGGCACUGAAUGGGUUUCAAUCAAGAUUCACGGGCAAUCGUUUAUGUUACAUCAAAUUAGAAAAAUGAUUUCCAUGGCAGUUUUAGUAAUUAGAACUGGGUGUCCAAUUUCAAGAAUCCAAGAUUGUUUCGGUCCAACUAAAAUAAAUAUUCCAAAAGCGCCUGCUCUUGGUUUAUUGCUUGAGAAUCCUGUCUAUGAAGGAUAUAACGGUAUGUUAGAAAAAUUCGGUUAUAAUAAAAUUGAAUUUGAACCUUACAAAGAAGAGAUCGAUAAGUUCAAGAUGAAGUUUAUUUAUGAAAAAAUUUAUGGUGAAGAAGUUAAAGAAAAUGUAUUUUAUGGGUUCUUUGGAUUCGUAGAUACAUUCAAAGGAAAUAUCGAAUCGAAAGAAGGUAAGCAUAUUUUCGAUUUCUUAGGCGCAGUGUUCGAAUCAGGUAUUGCCAAGGAUGAAAAUAAAGUUGUAGAAGAAAAUAAAGACGAUCAAGAUAAUGCCCCUGUUAAACCACAGGAUAACGUUGAUUAG